CAUGUGGCAGCCUCCUAGGGACACGCGUGUGCAGCUGGGCCCUACGUGUGGUUCAGGAGAGGGUGGACCAGAGAGACCUAAACACGAGUGGGCUGAGCUGGGCCCAGCCUCUCUGCCUCUCUUUGGUUCCAUCUCCGGAUCAGCAGCGGCCUUGUCUGAAGAGCAUGCAGCCCCCUCACUCCCUGCCUGGCCUCGCCAUCCCUGCUCCCCCAGCCUGACCCCCGGCCCCAGCAUGGCCCAGGGUGCCAUGCGCUUCUGCUCAGAAGGCGACUGUGCCAUCUCCCCGCCACGAUGCCCUCGCCGUUGGCUCCCCGAAGGCCCAGUGCCCCAGAGUCCCCCGGCCAGCAUGUAUGGCAGCACAGGAUCCCUGUUACGACGAGUAGCAGGUCCAGGUCCCCGAGGCCGGGAACUGGGACGUGUGACAGCACCUUGUACCCCUCUGCAUGGCCCCCCCUCACCCCGUAUGGCUCCCUCACCCUGGGCACCCUCUUCACCCACUGGGAUGCCCCCACCAGGGGCCCAGAGCUCUGUGGUCAUCUUCCGUUUUGUGGAGAAGGCCAGUGUGAGGCCACUGAAUGGUCUACCUGCUUCUGGAGGCCUGAGUCGGAGCUGGGACCUGGGUGGAGUUUCACCUCCCAGGCCCACCCCGGCCCUUGGGCCUGGUUGCAACCGGAAGUUGCGGCUGGAGGCAUCCACAUCAGAUCCACUCCCAGCUGGAGGAGGCUCUACCCUUCCUGGAAGCAGGAGCCCCUCACAUGGGCCAUUGGUCCCACCUCAGGUUGGGGCAGAUGGCCUUUACUCCUCUCUUCCCAAUGGGCUGGGGGGGACCCCUGAGCACCUGGCCACACUCUUCCGAGGACCUGCAGACACUGGAUUCCUAAACCAGGGAGACACCUGGUCCUCCUCCCGGGAAGUCUCCUCUCAUGCCCAGAGAAUCGCUCGAGCCAAGUGGGAAUUCUUCUAUGGCUCCUUGGACCCCCCCAGCUCAGGUGCUAAGCCCCCAGAGCAGGUCCCCCCAUCACAUGGGGAGGGCUCCAGGCAGGGCUCUGGGGUGGCUGUGGGGCGAACAGCCAAGUACUCCGAGACGGACCUGGAUACGGUACCUCUGAGGUGCUACCGCGAGACUGACAUCGAUGAGGUGCUGGCAGAGCGGGAGGAGGCUGACUCAGCCAUUGAGAGUCAGCCCAGCUCUGAGGGCCCUGCUGGCACUGCCCGACCACCUGCCUCACGUCCCAGCCCAUGCCCUGGCCCUCCUUCCAGCCUGGGCAGUGGCAAUGAAGAUGAGGAUGAGGCAGGCGGGGAAGAGGAUGCGGACGACGAGGUGUUUGAGGUGUCAGAGGGGGCCUGGCCAGGGAACCACAUGCCUCACUCUGGGCCUAUCAAGUCACCGGUGCCCUUUCUACCUGGGACCAGUCCCUCAGCUGAUGGGCCUGACUCUUUCAGUUGUGUGUUUGAAGCCAUCCUGGAGUCACACCGGGCCAAGGGCACAUCCUACACCAGCCUCACCUCCUUGGAAGCCCUGGCCUCACCUGGCCCAACCAAGAGUCCCUUCUUCACCUUUGAGCUGCCACCCCAACCCCCAGCUCCCCGGCCUGACCCAUCUACUCCUGCCCCACUUGCCCCUCUUGAACCAGAAUCUGGUACCAGCUCAGCUGCUGAUGGUCAUUGGACCCAGAGAGGGGAGGUGGAGGAGGCAGAGGCUGGAAACAAGCUGGCCCCAAGAAGAGAGCCCCCUAGUCCCUCCCACUCCGAGGAUAGCUUUGGGCUGGGGGCAGCACCCCUCAGCAGUGAACCACCCCUGAGCCAGCUGGUAUCCGACUCAGACUCAGAGCUGGACAGCACAGAGCGGCUGGCCCUGGGAAGUACAGAUACCUUGUCCAAUGGACAGAAAGCAGAUCUGGAGGCUGCACAGCGCCUAGCCAAGAGGCUAUACCGACUUGAUGGCUUCAGGAAAGCUGAUGUGGCCCGACACCUGGGCAAGAACAAUGACUUCAGCAAACUGGUGGCUGGCGAGUACCUAAAGUUCUUUGUCUUCACGGGCAUGGCUCUGGACCAAGCUCUCAGGGUCUUUCUGAAGGAGCUGGCCUUAAUGGGUGAGACCCAGGAACGGGAGCGUGUGCUGGCCCACUUCUCCCAGCGAUACUUCCAGUGCAAUCCUGAAGCCCUGUCCUCAGAGGACGGAGCCCACACGCUGACCUGUGCCCUCAUGCUCCUCAACACUGAUCUUCAUGGCCACAACAUUGGGAAGCGCAUGACCUGUGGGGACUUCAUUGGAAACCUGGAGGGCCUCAACGAUGGCGGUGACUUCCCCAGGGAGCUGCUCAAGGCCUUGUACAGCUCCAUCAAGAAUGAAAAGUUGCAGUGGGCCAUAGACGAGGAGGAGCUGAGGCGCUCUCUGUCUGAGUUGGCCGACCCCAACCCCAAGGUCAUCAAGAGGGUCAGCGGGGGCAGUGGCAGCGGCUCCAGCCCUUUCCUGGACCUGACUCCAGAGCCUGGGGCUGCUGUCUACAAACACGGGGCCCUGGUGCGAAAGGUGCACGCAGACCCUGACUUCAGGAAGACACCUCGUGGCAAGCGGGGCUGGAAGAGCUUCCAUGGGAUCCUCAAGGGCAUGAUCCUCUACCUGCAGAAGGAGGAGUACCAGCCUGGGAAGGCUCUUUCUGAGGCAGAGCUGAAGAAUGCCAUCAGCAUCCACCAUGCUCUGGCCACCCGUGCCAAUGACUACAGCAAGAGACCACACGUCUUCUACCUGCGCACAGCUGACUGGCGGGUCUUUCUCUUCCAGGCUCCGAGUCUAGAACAAAUGCAGUCCUGGAUUACUCGCAUCAAUGUGGUGGCCGCCAUGUUCUCUGCGCCCCCCUUCCCAGCUGCUGUUAGUUCCCAGAAGAAAUUCAGCCGUCCUCUGUUGCCCAGCGCUGCCACCCGCCUCUCCCAGGAGGAGCAGGUGAGGACCCAUGAGGCCAAGCUGAAGGCCAUGGCAAGUGAGUUGCGUGAGCACCGGGCAACACAUCUGGGAAAGAAGACCCGAGGCAAGGAGGCUGAUGAGCAGCGGCAGAAGGAGGCCUACCUGGAGUUCGAGAAAUCCCGCUAUGGCACCUACGCAGCGCUGCUUCGAGUCAAGAUGAAGGCGGCCAGUGAGGAGCUGGAUGCCAUAGAGGCAGCACUGGCCCAGGCCAGGAGCACGGAGGAUGGAUGUCCUCCACCUCACUCCAGUCCUUCCCUGCAGCCCAACCCCACCAGCCAGCUCCGGGUGCAGCGUCGUGGCUCAGAGGCCCGGGCUGGAGCAGGCAGUGUGCUGUCGAAGCCCUGAGCAGGGAGCAGGAGCAUUGGGGGCAGUGCCUGCUGGGCACCUGCAUGAUGACAUGGCCCUGCCUGAGCUCAGCCAGCCUCGGGCCACCUAAGAGGGCCUCCUGGUCCAGGGCCCGACCGCGCCGGACGCGGUGUCCGGGGCAGGGCAGGGCUGGGCCGGGCCUCAGGAGCCUAGGCUAAGGGCCUCUCCGAGACCCCCCUUUUUGUGAUAAUGUUUUGCACUUUUUCGUACAGGGUGGGUGGGGUGGGAGGGGCCAAUGCCCCUAACUUUUGAUGGGGGUUUUCUUUUUUUUUUUUUUUUGGGGGGGGCCUGAUAAUGUUUUUGC
Messenger RNA from Nannospalax galili (Upper Galilee mountains blind mole rat), 3635 nucleotides. RefSeq names its product pleckstrin and Sec7 domain containing (gene Psd). The transcript is spliced from 18 exons. Gene Ontology annotation, molecular function: phospholipid binding; protein binding; guanyl-nucleotide exchange factor activity. Bases 2 to 3310 code for a protein of 1102 amino acids. NCBI's taxonomy places the organism in Eukaryota, Metazoa, Chordata, Mammalia, Rodentia, Spalacidae. The record is from RefSeq and is a predicted model, not a curated record. Gene Ontology annotation, biological process: regulation of ARF protein signal transduction.